AUGAGUGCAGAUAAAUUGAGCUUUAUGUUAGAAAACGGUCUGGAUUUGAGGGAGGUUGUAACUACUGGAUCAAUUCUACAGAUCAACCAAGAAUUCGAUGAAGACGAUUUGAAAGCAGAAGAAAACAAUGAUGAUUUGGCACCACAAGUUGAUAUUCUUGGCCAGGCAGUAUCAAAUUUUGCUGCAUUCUCGGAAAAAUUAGAGACCAUUAAAGAAACUGAACAUGUUAAAAAGAAAAUAAUUGUUGAAGGAGGUGGUCUACCUCUUCAUGAUGGUUGCACUGUGUUUAUUGCCUAUUCUGGUUAUUGGGAAAAUCAACAGGAGCCAUUUGAUCUUGUGCCCUUAAAAAAGCCUAUGGAAGUGGAUUUAAGUGACAAUGGCCUAUUACCGGGUCUGCAGUUUGCAAUCAAAACUAUGCUUGUCGGUGAAACAUCAGUUUUUCUAUGCUCCUACAAAGUAAUGUAUGGAGAAAUGGGAGUUCCACCCAGAAUCAAGCCUAAAGCAGAUUGUGUAUUCUAUAUCAAACUAAUUAAGAGUAUUUUGACACCAAAACAAGGGAAAAUUAACUUCUCCGAAUCAAAUAUGUUCCAACGGGUCAAUCAUGAAGUUAAAAUGUUAACAGUCUCUGGGACUUCACUAUUUAAAACAAACAAUUACUAUGGAGCCAUUCAAUUGUUCAAGAGGGCAGUAAACAUGCUACAUCGUUGCCGCCUUGCCGACGAGCAGGAAGAAGCUGUUCAAGAAAAAUUACUAAAAAAGUUAUAUAUUAACCUGGUUGUUUGUUAUAAUAAGAUCAAUAAACCUCUCUUUGCAUGCACCGCUUGUAACGAGCUGAACAGAUUGGGGAGCUUAUGGAAUAACCCCAAAGUGCUGUUCCAAAAUGCCAAAUCUCUUAGAAUGAUUAAAAGUUAUCCUGAGGCACAGAUAAGACUUAAAAAAGCAAUGAAAUUGCAACCUGGAAAUAAGGAAAUGGAAGCAGAAUAUGCCUUGCUAAUGAAACAGUGGCAGGAAAGUGAGGAAACUAAGAAACAUAUUGAACUUGUCCAACUGCCUGCAUCUAUCACUGAUGAAUUUAAACACGAAGUAGACGACCUUAUUAAAAACUUCAAAAGUAAUGAUGAAGAAUCCAAGAUAACAAUACCUUCAUGCUUCAAUUCCGAUGAGAUUGCUUAUUUCAAAGAAGUUUGCAUUCGAGAAAAUUUGUUUUUCAAUAAACAUCUAAGUACUGACAGUGAUAACAAACCUAAGGAAAAUGCUGAGGCCAGUGAAGCAUGCCCCGAGUUAAGUGAUUAUUUAUGUGUUACAAAAGAUCAGAAAAAAGUUAAUAUAAUAUAA
This is a messenger RNA of Spodoptera littoralis (African cotton leafworm), 1335 nucleotides long. Lineage: Eukaryota; Metazoa; Arthropoda; Insecta; Lepidoptera; Noctuidae. The record is from the annotation of a GenBank genome assembly.